Molecule: messenger RNA, 675 nt
Organism: Chilo suppressalis (striped riceborer)
Lineage: Eukaryota; Metazoa; Arthropoda; Insecta; Lepidoptera; Crambidae
Source: the annotation of a GenBank genome assembly
AUGCGAACGAAGGGUUCCAGUUCGAAAUUCGAAAGCGGUCAUGUCAUCGCCUCUCGGAUUUCGUAUAAGUCACCGUCCAAUGUCAAAAUCGUGCACGUCCCGCGAGCGCCGACCCUCCGGAUCGUGCGGAAAAUGCAAUCGUUGAUAGUUUGGUGGGCGGUGGUGUCGGCCGCCUGGGCUCUGGCCGGCGCGUGCUCGAGCUCCAUCUCGAAGCGGCCGGCGAGGCCUGCGAGGCCGCAGCGGCCCCAGCCGCAGCCUCAGCCGCAGCCGCGGCUCAACGUCACCUUCCCCACGUUCAAGUGUGCGCCGGACUAUUCGGAAUACUACUGCCUCAACGGUGGCGUGUGUUUCACGGUGGUGAUAUCGGAUAGUCCGAUUUACAACUGCGAGUGCCGGAGUGGUUUCGUGGGGCAGCGGUGCGAGUUCAAGGAUCUGGACGACUCGUACGUGCUGACGAGUCGGCAGCUGAUGAUGGAGACCGCGUCGAUCGCCGGCGGCGCGACCGUGGCCGUGUUCCUGGCGAUUCUAGUCUGCUUCGGCGCGUGGGUGCGGCUGCACCGGCGGUCGAAGGCGCCGCCGUUCUCGGAGGAGCGCGGCCAGGUGCAGCUGGUGGCGGUGGCGGCGCCGCAGGGCCGCGUGCAGCUCUGCAAGGCGCCGCCCGCCACCCUCCACUAG